Striga hermonthica is the source of this 324-nucleotide messenger RNA. The record is from the annotation of a GenBank genome assembly. NCBI's taxonomy places the organism in Eukaryota, Viridiplantae, Streptophyta, Magnoliopsida, Lamiales, Orobanchaceae.
AUGAAGACCGCAGCCGGAAGCGGCGCUUUCCGAUCGCUGACGCCAUCUGCGCCGUCUUUCUUCACUUACCUUAAGCCGGGAGCCCUCGCCCAACUCCGGUACUCGAAGAUGACCGCCAGAUCUAAGGAGAUCGGAGCCCAGACUCUGCUUGCCCUGCUUCAGCUUGAAUUGAGUUCGAAUUCAGCUUUUCCGCAGCCGCAUUCGGAUGGGUUGGCCAUGGAUGGGGUCCCGUGUUUCAACGUCAGGGUCAAGAGUUAUCCUAGGUGCAUCCAGCGCAAGAAGCUUGUGGCCUUGACGCCCUUUUUCUCCGAGACUCAGACUUGA